CGCAGGCUCAUAUGUCCCAGAAUUCAUUUGGGUGCGGACGCACAUGCGUACUGGGUUGAUAGUUCAAGAUGGCGGACGCCGCGGUUUUGAAUGUUAAGAAAYUGAAGGUGGCUGAAUUAAAGAAGGAAUUGGCUCUGCACAGCUUAGAUACCAAAGGAAACAAGAGCGAACUUCAAGCUCGGCUCAAAGACUUCCUUCAGCAACAAGGUUUAGAUGUAGAUCAUACCGAAGAAGAAGAAGGAGAAAACGAUAUUGAUGAUGAGCUGGACCAUGAAGAGGCAGAAGAUCUGCUUGCUGAUGAGAGUUUAGAACAAAAAACGGACAUCAUAGCAGCAGACAUUGAUGUAGAAAAAAAGGAUCCAAUCACAACAGAAGAUGAAAAACAAGAUACUGCUCCUGUUAGUGCUGUUAAGAAAACAAUAGCAUUAGAAGAAUCYGUCAAACCUCAGACUGAAGAAGAGAAACGAUUGCAAAGGAUGAAAAGAUUUGGAGGUGCAGCUAAUGAAGAAGAUAAAAAAGUACUACGAGCUCAAAGGUUUGGCACUAGUACUGGUUCUUUCUCUCCAUCUCUGGAGUCAACAGAUUUAUCAAAACUUAAAAAACGUGCUGAAAGAUUUGGUGCAGUUUCCCCAGUWGUAACGAAGGUUGAUGAGCAAGAGAAACUWAUGAAAAGAAAAGCUCGAUUUGGCACAUCGUUAACAUCAUCAUCAAAUGACUCUUUAGAGUCAAAGAAGAAAAAGCGYGCAGAACGUUUCCAGCUAUAGUGUUGACAGACUCUAGGGUGCUGAAAAUGUAAAUAUUACAUAGGAAUACAUGUAUUUGAGAAGGAAACCAUCUUUAACUAUCAAUGCAGUAUUUUAAKACUGACAUCUUUUGUGAAUUUGUACAAGAUUCUUUCAAGGAGUAUUUGUCGAAGAGAAUAGAGAAUGCUGAAUGUAAUUUUAUGAACCUAUCAAAGGUACAGUAGUCAAUAUUGUAAACCUUUGACAACCUUSAGACCAGUGCCAUCUCAGGAUGGGUGUCUUUCCUCUUUUUGUAAAAAUCCUAAAUAGUUUGAUAUAAACACUAAUGUUCAUUCUUGAAUUUUAACUUCUCUUUAUCAAUUCUUUUGUAUUUGGUGUUCUACAGUACUUUUUAUUAAGUAUCUUUUAAUAUCUUUUUAAAAAUGCCUGUUUAGUGCAUGGUAGAAUACAUGUAGUUAGCAAAUACACUGRCUGAAAACCUGAGGGGCUUCGAAACAACUUGUAGUUUCUCUUUGUGAUGUAAUGAACAUGGUACAAUAUACGAAUAAGUUAAUAUACAAUCUACACCCCCUUGUUCAACAAUGAAAGAAUGGUAUUGCUAAGUAUUGUUUUUAUACCUUCUCAAUUAGUGCURCAUAUCAUAUCACAGUAAGCUCCUGUUAACUUAGACUGUGGAAAUUACAGAUUGAUCACUGGCAACUCCUUGUUCUGAAAUUAACUGUUCCAGUUCUAAUGUGUGGUGCCCUCAAUGUAUCUUUUGUUAUUCUCUUAUCAGAGAAACAGAGUGUUUAUUCUAAAUMUGYAGAGUGGUUUUCARUAACCUGCAAAAUAUACGUUAGGGUACUACGCUUUAUUAUUUGUUAAGUGUCUUUUUCACACAUCGUUAUGCUUUGGCUAUUAGACUUUGUUUUACAAGUUAUGAAACCRCUCUAAAAUGACUAGCAGUACUUGAAUACAGUAAGCAUUACUUUACCGAGGCAAUAGAAAACAAAGGAGUUAGUACUAUCAUGGCCGAUGGAAAAUGACGCUAAGAAAUAAUGUGUAAUUAAACAUUGUUUUUACAACAGUUAAUAAAAGUUUUGCUUUGUUAUG
Molecule: messenger RNA, 1835 nt
Organism: Exaiptasia diaphana
Lineage: Eukaryota; Metazoa; Cnidaria; Anthozoa; Actiniaria; Aiptasiidae
Product: SAP domain-containing ribonucleoprotein
Exons: 10
Coding region: 69-764 (231 amino acids)
Biological process (GO): poly(A)+ mRNA export from nucleus
Cellular component (GO): nucleus
Source: RefSeq, a predicted model, not a curated record